AUGGCUGGGAUCGCAGCUGGACGCUUAGCAGAAGAGCGCAAGGCAUGGCGCAAAGAUCAUCCUUUCGGGUUCAUAGCGAAACCAGUAAAGAAUCCAGAUGGAACCCUCAAUCUCUUCAACUGGGAAUGUGCCAUACCAGGCAAGAAGGACACGAUAUGGGAAGGCGGCUUGUACAAGAUUCGUAUGCUCUUUAAAGACGACUUCCCUUCAACUCCACCCAAAUGUAAAUUUGAACCACCGUUAUUCCAUCCUAACGUCUAUCCAUCAGGUGGGCUUUGA
Cylicostephanus goldi is the source of this 279-nucleotide messenger RNA. Lineage: Eukaryota; Metazoa; Nematoda; Chromadorea; Rhabditida; Strongylidae. The record is from the annotation of a GenBank genome assembly.